Mixia osmundae IAM 14324 is the source of this 2044-nucleotide messenger RNA. RefSeq lists its product as uncharacterized. The coding region runs from base 365 to 2044 and encodes 559 amino acids. NCBI's taxonomy places the organism in Eukaryota, Fungi, Basidiomycota, Mixiomycetes, Mixiales, Mixiaceae. The transcript has 5 exons. The record is from RefSeq and is a predicted model, not a curated record.
CAGUGUCGCUGCGAUAAUGGGGAAUCGUAUCGUUGCUGUUUGUGUAUCGAUACGAUGGGACGAAGACCGCCCAGAACUUCGAGACGUCCACGAAUUUCGAAGACGCAAGGUUGAUGAAUUUCGAUCGCAGAGCGCAGACUACGCGACCCGACCAGGCUGUCGCGUGGCAGAGCAGUGAUCACGUGACUAAGCCAUGUCGUCUUCCUUUUUCCAGCCUGGGCUCGUCGUCACUUGUCUGCUUCAUCACUCGUCGUCAACGCGUUGUCGGUCUGCAAAAGAAAGCACACACGGACCUCCCUGCUGGCAUGCCGCCUUGUCUCCUCCCGCUCCCUCUCAUUGACACGCAAAAAUUGCACUCGCACGAAUGAUCAAUACCGGCAAGGAUACGAUCGCAUGGUCUGGCCUCAUCAUGGCUGCAUUGUGUGCAUUGGUCGAUAUAUUGCUACUCGUCAGCGGCGUUGCUCAAGUCAAAGACCAAGACAACGCGCUUAGCUACGCAUCUUCCCUGCCCGGCGUCCCUAGUACUGCUUUCGGUCCUAAUGUCUCGUAUACCGGCGAGUCAACGAAGCUCGAAGCUGCUGCCGGUGUUCUGCUCAUCGCCCAGUUUGCGUGUCUGAUGAUCAUCAUCAUCAUCGGCAUUUGUCAAGCACGAGCAGUGACUCUCAAACGCGCUUGGGCUGUCAUCGGAAGUGUCAUCUUUGUUAUUUCAGAGAUGAUCAUCUCCGCCGGAUACUCAGCUGUCACUGCCCGCGGUCACAUCACAGUGAUCGCACAGACAGGCAUAAGCCAGCCUGCUCUGGACGACAUCGUUGAAUUGGCUCGCUUCGCCAAUGGAGCCGAAAAGCUUGCAUACAUCAACUACACUCCUCUGCGUGCAGCAAUUGCUUUCGCAUGGCUCACUUGCCUCUUUAUGACGAUCGGAUUUGUCGCUCUCAAUCUAGCAGGCCCCAAUCAAGACUCGAAAUUACCUCCGCGCAAGCAGCCCUAUCUUCAGCCCACGGUUGAGCACCUUCUGGUCCUGAGCUUGUUGACUCCAGAUCGCCAGCAUCGUCGCAUCAUGUCGACAGGCUAUGCUGACAUCAGGGCAGAGCUCCCAGCCGAGCCGAGGUCUUGGCGCCCCUCGCAACUCGCUCAAUAUCUGGGUGUAGCUCUCAAGCUGCCCGAACGCCUUCACGAGGACAUUGAGGCUUUUGUGCGCACGUCUGGCUUGAGCGGCGCACGCUUCCUCAGACUAUCGCCAGCCGAUCUGGACACCUUGGGCGUCAACGUUGCAUGGCGAGCAGUUUUGCUCGACGCUCGGGAGCAAUUGCGUUCAGAAGGUAUACGCGGGAGAAUCUGCGGCUUCGGAUCGACUGCAGCAUUUGUGCCUCAAGAGCCCAACAAGCUUGCAGAUGCAAGCGCUCGUGAUGUGCCGGUGAUGCGCGACCCGAAUAGCUGGCAACUUUCUCUAGCUCGAGCCACUCGCGCAUAUGCGCCGGGACGUAUCAAGCUCAUGGCCGACUCGUUCGCCACAGAACCCAUUGAGGACACCCCUCUGCAGGACGCGAGCGAUAGGCCCAAGCUGCGAUUCCGACGAUCUGUCACCCACUUUCGCAAUCUGUCCGAUGCAGGGAGUGUCGAUAGUCUCACCUUGCCGGACGAUCGAGCGUGUGAUGACUCUGCCAGCGAGUCUGAAGACAAUAGGAUUCUACGCCCGGAACGACCUGGCUCAGACGACGCGUUUGUGCUCGGCCCCCUUCAGUCAUCCUUCCUCAGCUGCUCGACCGAAGCCUCAUCCACUGUUUCGGACGAAAAGCUCCCUACGUCGCCAGAAGCUCUCAAGCUGACAUUUGAUGACGACGAAGACUUCGGACAAGGAACGCUUGUUGUCAUCAGCAAGGCUCGUCUGGCCGCCUUGCAAGCGCGGCUAAAGGAGCAGGAUAAGCGCGAAGCUCCUCAGCCUGAGAUACCUGCAGGGUGGCUAGCAUUGGGCAGCUACAUUGGCCUUGCGAGCAUUGGGCUGACGAUGAUCGUGAUCAAGCACGUAGGCAGCAAGCUAGUGUGA